Molecule: messenger RNA, 290 nt
Organism: Hippocampus zosterae (dwarf seahorse)
Lineage: Eukaryota; Metazoa; Chordata; Actinopteri; Syngnathiformes; Syngnathidae
Product: histone-lysine N-methyltransferase, H3 lysine-79 specific-like
Exons: 3
Coding region: 6-275 (89 amino acids)
Source: RefSeq, a predicted model, not a curated record
CCUACAUGAAGACUUCUCAGUACCAAUCCAAUCUACAGCAGCUUUUAGAGCAGGAGAAGCAAAAACACAGGGAUUUGUCCAUGCAGGCAGAGCAGCUCCAUUCCAUCUGUCAGUCUCAGAAGGACAAGAUCAAAGGUCUCUUUCAGACCAAACUGGAUGAGCUGGGAGUGAAAGCUCUCACUGUGGAGGACCUGCUGCAGGCCCAGAAGGAGAUAUCGUCCCACAACCAUCAAUUGAAAGAGCAGACCAAACAGCUUGAGAGAGUCAUGGCUUAACUUCGAGAUCACAGC